Erigeron canadensis is the source of this 1105-nucleotide messenger RNA. Its product is annotated as ethylene-responsive transcription factor-like protein At4g13040. Gene Ontology annotation, molecular function: DNA binding; DNA-binding transcription factor activity. Bases 253 to 942 code for a protein of 229 amino acids. Gene Ontology annotation, biological process: regulation of DNA-templated transcription. The transcript has 7 exons. The record is from RefSeq and is a predicted model, not a curated record. NCBI's taxonomy places the organism in Eukaryota, Viridiplantae, Streptophyta, Magnoliopsida, Asterales, Asteraceae.
AUAUAUAUACUAUAUCUAACAAGAAACACUCAUUCACUUUUGUGCAUAUUGAAUCUGAGCCAUUUGUGUUUGAUCAUUGAGAUACUUAAAAGGAUCUUAUCUUUGAACUAGCUAGCAUUUUUAGAUUUCGGUACACCCGUUGCAUCUUAAAAAGAUAGAACCCCUUUGGCCGGAAGGCGUUAAGUAAGUAGCACAAAAUUUCUUGCACGCGCGAACGCAAUGCUGUAAUACGUAGGAUUGUCUUAAGACACUAUGGUGAGCAUCCGCAGACAAAGACUCAUUAAACUUUAUGGGAGAAGCCCCUGUCUCGAUUCUCUUCCACCCUAUGAAAAUGGACAAUCUCCUGGAAGUUGGGGGCAAAAUACAAGAUCAGUUGGCAAUGGCAUGCACCCUUCGUCUUCAGUUGACCGGCCUGACGAGGCAAGCAUGCAGGAAGGUACAAAACCCGAAGAACCUGAACCCUCAACUGUCAAUGAGUCUAGCUCAUCUAAUAAGCAGUCCAUUCUGCACCCAGUGUUCAAGAGACGGAAAAGACACAGAAGAAAGAAUUUUGAGAACCAAGAAGCAAUUAUAAUGAGAGGCGUGUAUUACAAAAAUAUGAAAUGGCAAGCUGCAAUCAAGGUUGACAAGAAGCAAAUCCAUUUGGGAACGGUGAACUCUCAAGAAGAAGCUGCACGCUUGUAUGACAGGGCUGCUUUUCUUUGUGGAAGGGAACCGAACUUUGAUCUAACUAUCGAACAAAAAGAAGAACUAAGUAAAAUAAGUUGGGACGAGUUCUUAAUCAUGACUCGCGAUGCAAUCAACAGCAAGAAAAGCCAGAGAAGGGUCAGUACCCGGAUGAAGUUCGAGAAUCACCUACAAAACAACAACAGCGAGUAUGAGGCAGACACAGGGAGAAAUGGUUCAUCAGGUUCUGAUGAUGCUGAUACAUCAGUAGCUUAAUAAUUUAUAUUCUAUUAUCAUAUUUCCUUUUUAGUGAUUAUUUAUACAGUCCCACGCUGAUUAUUCAUUUAAACAAUUCGGGAAUGUAAAAUUAGAACAUUGUAUGAAGUGGGAAAUUUCUCGUAUCUGUAAAUAGAGGGAGCAUAUUGUUAUCUUUUUUUUU